ACGUCCUUAAAAGUGGGAGCGGCAAGACACACCCUGAUUAUUAGAUUUCGUAUUGAACAUUGGAAGUGCGAAAACUCAGUUGUAAGCUCUGACUGGUAAAUGAAACACACCGGUAUAACCGAUAGAUUAACAGUUGUAUUUGUGUCGAGCAUUGUUACUAUUAAAUAAAAUGGGAAACAAAGUAGCUACGUUCACCGAGGAACAAUUAGAAGAUUAUCAAGAUUGCACGUUCUUUACCCGAAAAGAAAUCUUAAGAAUAUAUAAACGGUUUCGGGACAUGGGAGACCCUGGGGCAGUUCCACGAUCCAUGACGCCUCAACAGGCAUCGACACUUCGUAUACCACUAUCUUGCUUGACACGCAUACCAGAAUUAAAGGAAAAUCCGUUUAGACAACGAAUUUCAGAGGUGUUCGCAAAAUGCCAGAACUCGGGAUUGUCAAUGUCCGACGUUUCAAACGAAGGAAUCUGCUUCGAGGAGUUCCUUGAGAUGAUGUCGGUUUUUUCGGAACACGCACCCAGGGACUUGAAGGUGUUCUACGCUUUUAAGAUUUACGAUUUUGACGAAGAUGGGGUAUUGGGAUUGAAUGAUUUAGAACGAACCUGUCGGCAGUUGGUUCAAGAUGGUCUGAAUACCGACGAAGUGGCCACAGUGUGUCGAAAAGUUUUGGAAGAAAGCGACAUCGACGGUGACGGUGUUUUAUCCUAUCUAGAGUUUGAACAUGUCGUAACGAGAGCCUCAGAUUUCAUGGCAACUUUCCAUAUAAGAAUUUAAUUCUCAUCGCUGUCGAAAAUUAAUAAAAUUUACUGCCAGUCAAUAAAAA
This is a messenger RNA of Bombus pyrosoma, 821 nucleotides long. RefSeq names its product calcium and integrin-binding family member 3 (gene Cib2). The record is from RefSeq and is a predicted model, not a curated record. Lineage: Eukaryota; Metazoa; Arthropoda; Insecta; Hymenoptera; Apidae. The transcript is spliced from 4 exons. Gene Ontology annotation, molecular function: calcium ion binding. Bases 170 to 772 code for a protein of 200 amino acids.